Pristis pectinata (smalltooth sawfish) is the source of this 11687-nucleotide messenger RNA. RefSeq names its product rho-related BTB domain-containing protein 2-like. Gene Ontology annotation, biological process: small GTPase-mediated signal transduction. Gene Ontology annotation, molecular function: GTP binding; GTPase activity; protein binding. The record is from RefSeq and is a predicted model, not a curated record. NCBI's taxonomy places the organism in Eukaryota, Metazoa, Chordata, Chondrichthyes, Rhinopristiformes, Pristidae.
AGUUGAUGGAUAGAGAUAUGGACUACGAAAGGCCAAAUGUAGAAACAAUCAAGUGUGUGGUUGUGGGUGACAAUGCAGUUGGAAAGACCAGACUUAUCUGUGCGAGAGCAUGUAAUGCCACCUUAACACAAUACCAGCUACUGGCUACACAUGUACCAACAGUCUGGGCUAUUGACCAGUACCGUGUCUGCCAAGAGGUCCUGGAACGUUCCCGUGAUGUAGUUGAUGAUGUCAGUGUAUCAUUGCGACUCUGGGAUACAUUUGGUGAUCAUCACAAGGACAGACGGUUUGCCUAUGGCAGGUCUGAUGUGGUUGUGCUCUGUUUUUCAAUUGCUAAUCCCAACUCUCUGCACCACGUCAAAACCAUGUGGUACCAGGAAAUUAAACACUUCUGCCCACGAGCACCUGUCAUCUUGGUUGGUUGCCAGCUGGACUUGCGGUACACAGACUUGGAAGCAGUUAAUCGCGCACGAAGACCUCUUGCCAGGCCAAUAAAACACAAUGAGAUCUUGCCUCCUGAAAAGGGUCGAGAGGUUGCCAAAGAACUCGGAAUCCCCUACUAUGAAACCAGUGUGGUUGCCCAAUUUGGCAUUAAGGAUGUAUUUGAUAAUGCCAUCAGAGCUGCCUUGAUUUCCAGGCGACAUCUCCAGUUCUGGAAGUCACAUCUAAGAAAUGUUCAAAAGCCUUUACUGCAGGCACCGUUCCUGCCUCCCAAACCACCUCCACCCAUCAUCACCAUCCCUGACCCUCCCACAACCAAUGAAGAACAUCCUGCCCUGCUGUUGGCCAAUCCCCUUUGUGCAGAUGUCAUCUUAGUGCUUCAGGACAAGGUUAAAAUCUAUGCUCACAAGAUUUAUUUGUCUACCUCCUCCUCAAAGUUCUAUGACUUGUUUCUAAUGGAUCUCAGUGAAGAACAAGAGACUGGUGGUGAAAGACCAAUGAGUCACAGUGACAGGCAGGGCAGGGAAUAUCUAAUGAGAGCUGCCAGUUUUGAUGUCAGUGAAAGCACAGAUGAAGUUACAACCAUCCAACCAUUAUCAAGUCUUAGGGCUUCCACGAGUGACAGCAUCUUGAAACUUAAUGCCUCUGAUAACAGUGCAAGAGCAAAGGCUUGGUUCAAAAGAGGAAAGGUUCUCUCAUCGUGGAGCAGAGCUUUCAUUAGCAUCCAAGAAGAAAUGGCAGAAGAUCCUAUCAAUUUUAACAAUCGGCUGAUGACUGUCGUCAGGAUGGACUACUCCGUUCAUCCUGACGCAUUCAGUGCGGUAAUGCGCUACUUGUACACUGGUCAGCUGGAUGAGAAUGAGAAGGAGCUGAUGCAGAUUGCCCACAUUGCUGAGCUUCUGGAGGUUUUUGACUUGCGUAUGAUGGUGGCCAAUAUCUUGAAUAAUGAGGCCUUCAUGAACCAAGAGAUUACCAAAGCAUUCCAUGUAAGGAGAGCAAAUCGAGUGAAAGAAUGCCUUGCCAAAGGGACCUUCUCGGAUGUGGUAUUUAAGCUGGACGAUGGAACAAUCUGUGCCCAUAAACCCUUGCUGAUCUCCAGCUGUGACUGGAUGGCAGCAAUGUUUGGAGGUCCAUUUGUGGAGAGUUCAACCAAAGAGGUGUACUUCCCAAACACAAGCAAGAGCUGUAUGCGAGCAGUGUUGGAAUAUCUGUACACAGGACAGUUCUGCUCUAGCCCAGACCUGGAUUCAAUGGAGCUCAUUGUGUUGGCAAACCGCCUCUGUCUACCUCACCUGGUAGCACUACAGGUAAAAUACACUGUAUGUGGGUUGAUUGAAGCAACACAGAUGGGUGUGGACAUAGAUGGAGAUGUUUUACUGUUCUUGGAAAUUGCUCAGUUCCAUUGUGCCCAUCAACUCUCUGAAUGGUGCCUGCACCACAUCUGUACAAACUACAACAACGUUUGUCGCAAGUUUCCCAGGGAAAUGAAAGCAAAGUCUCCCGAAAACCAGGACUACUUUGAAAAACACCGUUGGCCUCCUGUGUGGUUUCUCAAAGAAGAUGAUCAUUACCAGCGAGCGAGGAGAGAGCGUGAUAAGGAGGACUACUUGUGCCAGAAACGUCAGUUAAAGCGCAAGUGGUUCUUCUGGAAUACAAGCUCACCAUCUGCAGCCUCCUCCUCCUCCACAGUCAUCUGAGGACAUGGCGUGGAUCGAAGAACCCUUAUUUUAAACUAACAGUUAAUCCAGCAUCCAACAGUUUGAAGGCCUUCUUCCGAGUCAGCCAAAUGCUUACCAGGUUUUAACGACCAGCAGCCAGACCACUGCAGUCUGGAUAGAUCAUGGCAAUCAAAGUGAGUUUUUAUUUCCUGAUGGUCAGUGCUAACUUCUCCCACUCUCUGACACUGACACACACACACACACACACACACACACACACACACACACACACACACACACACACACACACACACACACACACACACACACACACACACACACACACACACACACACACACACACACACACACACACACACACACACACGACAUUAGACUGUAAAGCAGACAUGGGUGUGGUUAUUUAGCACAAUGGUUCAGUUCUAGAAAGCAUGAUACUCUUCCUUGCAUGGAUCUUGCUGUGGCUGAGCCAGAUUGAUUACAAAUUGAUAUAUAUUCCAGAAAUCAUAUUUGGGUAUAAGCUGGAUGCUCUGCUGAGUUCAUAUUCUCACCUAAUACCUUCUCUUAGAAAGAAUAAAUCAGGGUUUCAUUUAAUGGAAAUUGAGGAAUAAGAUACUGGGCUUAUUUCUUUUUACUUAACGGUUGAACAGUUGAUUAGAAAAGCAAUCCCUGAAUUUGUUGUUUCCUCAUUUGCACACUGAGCUUAUGUACAAGAUGUACAUAUUUUAUAUUCAAAAAUAUUCAGAAAAAAAUAAACAGAAUUUAUUAGCAAAUAGAUCUGAAUCAGGAACAAUGCUGUUCCUUUUCUACUUUACAUGCAAAUUGAAGGGUUGCAAAGCAGUGCAUGAGAAAGUGGAAUUCACAUGUGACCCUGUGUCUCUGGUUGCAACAUAAGGUGAUGUGGUACUAGAACCAGACAUGUAGAAUAUUUUUCCUCGCAACACUCUAGUGAUUUACAGUUAUAGUGGGAAAAAAAUGUUUUUUGCCUGUGAUAAUUUUCAAAUUGUGAUAUUUUACUAAACGAAAAUCACAGUUUUUCUACCACUGUGUUUUGACUAAACUAAAUCAACAGGACAACUGUAGGAAGGCUGACCUAGGAUCAUAUUAGCAACAAAAAAGUGUAUAGCUGGAUUAUUUUCAUGCAACUAUUGUGCAGUCACAUGCAUUCAAUGUUGCUUUGUGAGUGUUGGCUUGUUUCAGGGACAUUCUCCAUUUGUAAAGUGAAUGGGGACCUGGAAUGGAAUCUGAAAAAAGAUGAUAACCUUUUUACCAUUCCUUUAGGUUCUGACAGGAAAGGUCACGUAAUCUAUAAUUUCAGUGAUUAGGUAGAAGAUUAGGUAUAGAUAUUUUCAGUUUGCAAACAAAGAAUUGAUGACUGUAGAUGGUUCAGCACAUUGAACCCAUGCACCAUUUGAUUAGCUGCUAUGGAUCAUGUGCUUGCAUUGCACGUAAUCCUUGGUGCUCUGGCCUUUGAGUAGCACCCAGAUUAUCCAAGACAUUUAUGCACCAAUAACAGAGUGUUUAAUGGAUUGAUUCGAAAUAAGGAAUAUGUAAUAAGCAGCUUGGUCAUUCAGUAACAAGGUGGGAUCUCUUGUCGGAAGAAAUCCCAAAAAAGGCUAUUAGGUGUCAAUUCCAUGUGACAAUAGUCAAAGCAAGUUAAAGUGUCUGUUACAUUUUGUGAAAUACUUCUUCAUAUCUGAACUCAGUGCAGCCAAUUUUUUGGUCUCCAACCGACCCAAUGUUGAGUUAUUGUAAUUUUACUCACAGAACUCCUUCUGAGAGGUGAAAAUGUCUGCAUUGUGAGGCCUUUUUCCCUUCUAAUUUAUUAUUUUUUGUAGGAAUCUAAAGCUCUGUAGACUGCUGAAAGGAUCAAAUGUUUACAUUAUUUUAUUGCUUGUCGAGAAUUUAAUAAGAAAUUGCUUUAAAGAAAUAGGAUUUUGUUUUGACUGGUUUAAUGGGCAGUGAUUUAGUUCAAGGGUAAGAGAAAUGUGAAGGUAUUUUAAAUGUCGUCAUUGAUAGGUUUUCUCUCUUGACUGUGGACCUUUUGUAUAAAUAAACCAGAGCUCUUGCAUAGAUGUGGUUUAAACUUUUCUCUCUCCCUUGUAAACCAUGUUGUAGAAUGUGCCAAUUUGUGGUUGAGAAGUUGUUUGUUGUUAAGGUAGAGCAUUAGUGGUGCAUUAGUCCAUCAAACUACAAAGUUUGGAUGAAAAUUCGUCAGCCUGAAAUGUUAACUGUUUCUUUAUUAGAAUUGUGAUUGAAUUGGAAACUUAACAGGAAACUUAUAGAAUUUCUGUAAGAAGCAUUGUAUUGAGAUUACUCUCUAGGUUGAGGACUUGAUUUCGUAUUCCAUGUACUGAUCAAUGAGUUCCAAACACGAAAAACUGAGGUUAUUUGAUGGAGACCUGUCACUGGUCAAAUAGUUUGCCCAUCUGACAUCCCUAUCUUGCAGUACAGUUUUUGUUUCAUUGGGCGUUGUGCAUUGGGACCAUUGAAUAAUCAAUGAAGAAUGUGUGAACAAAUAUUACCUGAGGAUACAAAAGACAGGUGGAGAUCACUUAAUCAAAAAGUAUUAGCUCAGUAACCAGGGGCUCCAGACUUUCAAAAAGAGCCACAGGGGAAAUGAUGAGAAUCUUUUCCUGCAUGAAUUGUGAUGAUUUGGAGUUCAUUGAUUGAAAGGGUGUUGGAUUUAGUUGUAACGUUAAAAUGGUGAAUGGUAAGAACAAGACAAGAAAAUGAUGCAAUGUGAUGAGGAAAGAGAAGAGGUUAUGGAGCUCUUUCAGAGCCUAUCUAGGUCCAAAUGACUUCAUUCUGUGCUGCAAAAACCUUCAAGACAGGUCACUUCAUUUAGAGCAUUAACUGGAGGAGAAGGUGAGGAAUAAAGGGGAAAUGUACAUAAUGCACGGAGUGAGGCAGCUGAUGGCAAUAAAAGCUUGUAAGCCCACUUUUAGGAAGCUGGAGAAUGAUGAAACUGCUGGCAGACUUACAAAGAUCAGGCUGCAAAAAGAAGGCACCAGACCGGCAGAAAGCAAACAAUCAGCUCCAGAGUGAAACCAAGUGGAGAGACAACAAAUGUGGAAAGAAUGAUGAUGGGGACAAGGUGGAAUAGUAAUUUUAGACAGUAUUAAUUAAUGACAAGGAAAGUUGUAGGAGGUGAUACUUGUGGUGCAUAACUGUACCCAGGCAAACUGAUCCAUGAGAUCAUUGUUGCAAAUGUUCUGAGGUGUUGUGCUGAAAUAUAUUCAUAUUAUGCAUGCCUUCUGGAGAGUGGUUUGUUUUUAGCAGGUAGUCAGGGUCCUGUCUGAUCCUUCAAACCUUUGCUUAACAUAUUUGAUGCAUAAUCUUGCCUUGCAGUCAAGUGUAUUGGCAAGGCACAAAUCCACUUGCUGAGCACAUCUAUGACUGAAUUUUCAAAAUACCUUGCAUGAAAUAAAAAUUUUGCAAUUUAUACUUACUGCCACUAAACAUCUGAGUUUUGAAUUCUUUUAACUGAUUACGAAAAAUGCAAUUUGACUGACAUACACAAUUUUAAAAUAUGAUAUAUAUAUAACAGAUGACAUGUAUAAAGGCUGCUUACUCCAUAUGGCAGCAUUGUAAUUGCAAUCAAAAUGGGACAAAUUUAUAUGAACCCAUGCAUUGAAGAACUGACUAUCAGGUAUAUCACUAGUGUUCCAAUCUGACACUCUGUUGAAGUCGCUGCUGAAAUAUGGAUCUCAUAGUUUCCACCCUAUGAGUUAGCUUAAAUAUUACCCCACAGUGUUUAUAUUUCUGGUUCUCAGAACAUCUGGAGCCGUUACUUUUCCACUUGUUACUGAUUUGCACAACAAUAAUGCACUUUAAAGGGUUAUCAUCAUGAUACUGGGCAUUGUGAAAGUCAAAGUCGAGUUUAUUGUCAUUCUUGCAAUCUUAUUCAUACUAAAAACUGAUACUAAAAACUUACUUGCAGCAGCAUCACAGGCACAUAGCACCUUAUAAGCAGCAUUCACAAGUAAAACAUAAAUUAAACAUAAAUUAUACACAAUUUUUACAAGAAAGAACACAAUUAGAACAAAAAACACAAAGUCCAUUGUAGUGCAAACUGAUCAUAGUGUUGCUAAACUGUAGUGAUUACGGUUGUGCCAGUUGAUUCAAGAUCCGAGUGCUUAAAGGAAGUAGCUGUUCUCGAAUCUGGUGGUGUGGGACUUCUGUACAAUGUGAUAUACUGUAGUCUGUAAUUUAACAUAUAGCAUGAGCCAUCUGCUGGAGGACAAGGAAUCUGAUUGCAACAUUUGAUAUAUCACACUUGCUGGGAACAGGGGAAUGGGAGAGGUACAUUCAGACCCUCAAGGGCUGUUCCAGCAUUCAGAUACAUCAUGGUUGAUCCAUAUCUCAUCUUCUUCUACCUGCUUUGAUUGCAUAAACCUUAAUACCUUAAUAACCACAGCCUCAAACAGCUUGGAGGGUUGGGAAAGUUCCAUAUUUCCAUUAGCUUUUGUGAAGAACAGCUUCCUGACAUCACCAUUGCUGGGAAAAUAUUACCGCUGACUAUCAAAUAACCACUUCUCUACUGCUGUCCUACACACUCUGAGCUUCACUUCAGUUCACCUUUCUGUCUGUGAUGGAAAAAACCAUACCACCCACGCUUCAUAAUAACACAGAUCACAGUGUCUAGCUUUGAAUGUUGCUGUCACAGAGCAGAACGUCUGUGUAUAACCAUGAAAUGUCAGGGAUCUGUUCAUUAUAAAUAUUGCUCACAGUAAGACCAUUGUUAGCCAAAUGUCCAGCAUUCUGGAUGGUGGGAUUGUUGAAAAGUGUUUUAACAAGGGAUGUGGCCUUAUCCGCUGUGAUACUAUUAAAGGGCUUCACUGGUUUUUCAGAAGAGUGAAAGUGAGCGUAGGAUCACAAAAUAUUUUUGUUUUUUUGUUGUUUGCAGAAUUCUCAUGUUUGGUGGUAAAAUGCAGCCCAAGUUACUGAGAAUAAAACCAGAAAACACAUACCUUAAUUCUGACACACUCUUUGGAAAGGGUCAGUAUAUCAUCUUCCUGACUGGCCCUCCUCCUGUCUGUCUCCACAGUCCUUGGACCUAUACCCUGGGAGAUCUGCUCUCCCCUCCUCCCCCUUUCUCCCCUUCUGCCUAUCAUCCCUUCCCCAACACACACACUUUUUACUCCCCAGCUACCCACUGCUGUCUCUCACCUGCUUCUACCUAUCACUGCCUUGUGCCCACCCUCUCUCCUGUCCACGUAUCACUGCUCUGAUUCCCCCCCUUUAUUUGUUGGGCUUCCCACUCUCCUGUCUUCAGUUCUGAAGAAGGGUCCUGACCCAAAACAUUGACUGUCUGCUUUUCUCAAUGGAUGUGCAUAGCCUGCUGAGUUCCUCCAGCUUUUUGUCUGUUUUUUUGAUGAAGAGUUGGUGUGGUUGAUAUAAUAAGUGGACACAAUGGGAAUAAACAAAACGGUUGGAUUGAAUAGUCCAUCAGCUGUAGAAAAGAAAGCUGACAAAAUUUAUCAAUCAAAGCAGUUUUUAUGAUCCACGCGUUUACAAUUACAAUGUUUAAAGGACAUUUGGACAGGUACAUGUUAGGCAGGCAAAUGGGACUAACUUGGGUAGCCACCUUGGUUGCCAAAGGGCCUGUUUUCUUGCUGUAUUACUCUAUGACUCUAUCAUCUAUGUCUGAAAGGGAAAUGAAAGCAAGUUCAGUUAUAACUUUCAAUUGUAUCACAACUGCAAAGGAACGUUUACAGAACUGGGGUGUGGGAGAGAAGCGGGGGAGACAGAAUUACUGGCCAAAGAACCAGCACAGGUUCAGUGAUCCCAUGAAAAGGAGAAUUCUGGCACCAAGUACUAAUUUGUGCCCAAAACAGACAGAACUCCCUGCCUGACAUUGUAAGCAUCUCUGCAGUAAUGACCUUCCUCCACUAGGUGUCACAAACAGAUUUUAACAACGGCCACAAACUGACAAUUGUUCAUUUUAUCUCGGCUACAAGUUAACUUGCUCUUCACCACAUACUUGGAAUCCUUUGAAUUAAGUUGGUCUUGAGGUCGCUGAAAUUUGUUUAAAAAAUUUUUCACAGUAUUUUUGUUUAGAAAGGCACUUGGACAAAUGUGUCUGGAAAACAAUAGCAAUAAAUGAGCUGCCAGAGGAAGUGGUUGAGGCAGGUGCAUUAACAACAUUUAAAAGAUACUUGGACAGCUACAUGGAUAGGAAAGGUUUAGAGGGACAAACGCAGGCAAAUGGGACCAGGUUAGAUGGGCGUCUUGGUUGCUGUGGACCAGUUGGGCCGAAUGGCCUGUACUGUGCUGUAUAACUCUAUGACUCUAAGUUUUAAGUGAUUGAUGUCCCUUGCAUUUAAUACAAAAUUUCAGAGACUAUGUAGAGGUGAGCACAGCAAAGCAGGCAGUACAGAAACUGUAGGUUACAUGAUGUAGCAAUGCAAAGGCUUUCAGCAGCCUGUGUGUUUUGAGAGGUGCAUAAAGACUACAACAUUGUGCAUGUAAUUAGGGUGCAUGGUUGAAGCACAUUCAGAUGUUGUUUAGAAAUACUACAAAAACUCUAUCCAACUGGCAAGCGGUACUGCCACAACUGACAAGAGAUGCCAGUUCUGUGCACAGAGGGUUCUGAGUGUGGACUGAAUAACUUUGAAAGUUAACUCUCCCCAGUUUCCAUUUCCUUUCCUCCCCUCCCCACUCCGUGUUCUCCCCCUCCAAUCUCCUGUCCAUCUCCCCUUCCAUCACCUGUCCUCCCAUCCUGCUCCAAUCCAUUAUUCCCUAUUCCUUGGCCUCUUCCUCUGCUCUUUGCUUUCCUGCCCCGUCUCCAAGGUUCUGUCCUUUGCCCGUGCCAUCCAGGCAAAUUAAGAGAAAGGGCAGGGGAUGGCUGUUGUACAUGUGCACAGCCACAACACCUUGUGGACAUCCUUGGCUCUUUUGGGGAGCUCCCCAAGCACAGAAGCGAGCUUAUAGAUCUGCUUAAUUGUUGAUGGGGGCGGGGGCUGUCAUGAAUAAAGAAACAAUGUUUGCCAGGUAACAUGGUACCUGGGGACUAGGAAACAGACAUUUACCCUGGGGUAAGGGGUCUCCUCAUCUACAUUGACCAGGACUUCACUCCCUUACGACUGAAACCUGGUAACUUUCCUUAAGUUCUCAAGUAUGAAAUCUGACACAUUGUAAACCGUUUCUAAGCAUGUAAUUGUUGAAUGCUGUGAAGGAAUCAUUGAGACAAAGUUAAAGGAAUCCUCUUGCAAAAAUCUUCUCUUUCUGAUUUUUCUUUACGAUGGUGAAGGAGGCCAUUUGGCCCAUCUAGUUCAUGCUGGCUCUCAGAGCAAUCCCAUCAAUCUCGUUCCGAACUUAUUCCCUCAAACCUAUUCUCUCUCAAACGUCCAUCAGCUCAGGAAAGCUGAUAGAUGAUCAGGAAAGAUGUUAUUAAACUGGAAAGAGUGCUGCAAUGAUUUACAAGGAUGUUGCCAGGACUUGAACUGAGUUACAGGGAGAGGUUGGACAGGCCAGGACUUUGUUCCUUGGAGUGUAGGAGACUGAGAGGUGAUCUUAUAAAGGUGUAUAAAAUCAUGAGGGGCGAGAUGGGGUGAAUGCUCUCGGUCUUUUUCCCUGGGGUGGGGAAUCAAGAACCAGAGAGCAUAGAUUUAAGGUAAGAGGGGAAGGGUUUAAUAGGAACUUGAGGGGCAACUUUUUUUACACGGAGGGUGGUAUGUAUGCGGAAUGAGCCUGCCAGAGGAAGUAGUUGAGACAGGUACAAUAGUAACUUUUAAAAGACAGUUGAACAGGUCCAUGGAUAGGAAAAGUUUUGAAGCUUAUCAGCCAAACGCUGGCAAAUAGGACAAGCUUGGUGCAUCUUGGUCACCAUGGACCAGUUGGGCUGUAUGACUCCCUGUCCACCGACACCAGUGAAAAUUUACAGGAGCCAAUUAACAUAUCGGCACAUCUCUGGAAUGUGGGAGGAAACAGCAGCACUCAGGAGAGAAUGUGUAAAUUCCACACAGACAGCAACGGAGGUCAGGAUCAAACUGGGCUCCUCCAGCUCUCUCGAGUAUCAUUUCUCCAAAUCUUUCUCUGUCGAGGUUAUUACCUCUCCAUGAGUGAUUCAAGUAUCUUGAUUAGUAUCAUAACAUCCACAUAGAAUUUACAGCAUGCAAACUAGGCCAUUUAGCCUCUAUUUCUGCUCCUCAAGGACUCCGCUGAUUUCAUCACCUUUAAUUAACAAAUCCUCCUUUAAUUAUUUUGAUGACCAAUUGUCCAAUUAUUAGGAAGGGUUUAGUAGCUCAUUGCAUGUGCCAGCACGGUAGAUGAAACAAAUGGAAGUAAUAUAUGCAGUUGCACAAUGGAUUCAACUCUCACUUGGGACUGGGACUGGGUUAUUUCUCUGCUCACUGACAGGCCAAGAAGGUCGUAAAUUGGAUCUCAUGCUGAGUUAGAGGGUUACAGCUGGUGCGGCAAUUGUUGAUGUCCCAAUUUGCCUCAGUGCCUCGAGUGAUCCCACCCACACUGCAAAGUGUACGUGUUGUCUGGAGCGGGGCAGGGUACAUUUGAUGAGGACGGAACUGAGUGCAGCAGCAAUGGCCUCUGCAGUCAUUAAGUUGGGACUCCCUUCAUGGCUCUCAAAAGCUGAAAAGCCCCUUGAACAAGCACCUGGAGAGCUUCUGGGAACUCCAGCUCCAGCAUCAGCAAGUGCCUUGAGGGAUUACAAACUAAUGUAUAUAAUCAGAACCUGCCUCCUGGGACAGAACAUCACUACUGCCGCCAUCAAUUGGACUCCUAAAAAUUCGACAUCACGUUCUGUACAGAUAUUUGGUUUACAGAUGAAAGAUUUCACAGGAACAAACCCCUUCCUAUGAGAUCAAAAAUUCUAGAUUGGGAAGUCCUUGGAGAGCUAAUUUUAACCUAACUGGCCAAGCAGGAAAUCCCGGGAAUGGCUGGUUUUACAUCCCUGUUGACCUCAAUUGAGACUAAAAUUGGGCAGGAGCAACUUGUACAGCUCCCCAACUUGGGAAAAAACAUCCUGUGGUGUUUCAUAGGAGUGUUAGCAAACAAGAUUUGACACCCAGCAACAUAAGGAGAUGCCAGGCAGGACAGGUGGCCAAGAGCUCAGACAAAGAGGAAAGUUUUAAGAGUGCAUUAGAAGAGGACAUAGGAGAGAUUUUGGAAUAGGAAUCCUGGAGCUUAUUUAGAGUCUGGAAUCCUGAAGAUAUCCAUCAAUAGUGGAAUGAUGAAUGUCAAGAAUGUGGAGGAGUGCAGGCAGGGGGCAAAACCACCUCUAAUUUCCCGAUGGACAGAUGAGGUUAUUCGCCCCCAUGUUUUUGUCGGUUGCUUUUCCACUGUCAGGUCUUUAAGUAAUUCUGAAGUGCGAUACUUGGUCCAUGAGUGCUGCUCAGCCCUAGCUGUGCAAUAUGUCAAUUUAUACCUUAUUAUUAGAUAUUUUAAUGUAAGAAAACUGCUAGAUGUAGUAACAAGAUGAAUUAAUGUAUUGUUUUUUCUUAUCUUGAAUUGAUAAUUGCUGUUAGAUAUUUUCAUUGCGAAGAAAUAUUUUUGUACCGGUUUGGUGUUGCUUAUGUAUUGCUGGACAGAGAACUAGGAAGUGGA